Chenopodium quinoa (quinoa) is the source of this 1647-nucleotide messenger RNA. RefSeq names its product serine/threonine-protein phosphatase 7 long form homolog. The transcript is spliced from 5 exons. The coding region runs from base 312 to 1112 and encodes 266 amino acids. The record is from RefSeq and is a predicted model, not a curated record. NCBI's taxonomy places the organism in Eukaryota, Viridiplantae, Streptophyta, Magnoliopsida, Caryophyllales, Amaranthaceae.
ACGUAGGUGCUAACGAGAUUGGAGGUCCCCUGAUUGUCCUCCAGUUCUGGGCUUGGGAGCAUAUCCAUGUAGGCAGACCAGGCAGACCUGCGAUACACCGUCGGGGGGAGCAGGACCAGGACGACCAGUACCAGGCGUACGAUGCUCCCCCGCUCCCUACACCGGAUGAGGCAUAUGGUUGCAGGUGGGUGGUACCCAGGCUGACGCAUGCUCAUGCGGCGAGGGGUCUUCCGUAUUACCGAGACGCCCUAGACCGACUCACCGAGGACCAGGUGACAUGGGACCCGUAUGUACCUGACUUGGUAGAUGCCAUGCCUCUAAAUCUGCUAGACCAUCAGGCGGAGUGGCGUGCUAGGGUCCCCCUGAUCUGUUUCGAGGUUGUGGAGAGUCACCUGCCCGACCGAGUCAUGAGGCAGUUUGGACUACGCCAGACUAUCCCACAGGGGUGUGACACUAGUGUACAGCUUCACGGCAUUGAUCGUCGGGGAAAGGGGGAGACCAGCUGGGCGCUGGAGCAUUGGCGUUUCCUUCAGCUAUGGGAGCAACGGUUGGAGUUCAUCGUUGGAGGUGAUCUAAUGCAGGGGGCUAUGGAUCCCGACGAUCCGUACAUGGUGUGGUACAGGCGUAUCACACGACGCUUCAUCAACCCCAGCUACGCACCACCAUCCACACAUUACCAUCCAGCAUAUGACAUCAUUAGCGGAUAUGCGGCGGAUAUGGUGGCGAUGGUUUAUGCGCUAUCAGUCUCCCUUGAGUGCGGACCCACUAGAGCCCAGGUCGAGCAGGUGCGAGAUAUGGGCGUCGCUACCUUACGGAGAUAUGGUCACGCUCAUCUCGCCCACCGGCGGGACGGUCAUGAUGGCAACUCACAGUUCGAUCUCGGCCAGAGCAGCGGUGGAUGUGAUCCUACGUCACCCAGACACGCAGAGGAUUACAACAUCCACAGUACUGCGCCCUCUGGUACCCAGGAGGACCCCUCGUCCAGUCAGCUGACUCCCCCACCGCCCCGAGACCCAUUCACCACCGUCACUCAUUACAGGCGGCGACGUGUCAGACGGAGGGCCGACACUCAGGAGGCAGGACCUUUACCCCGAAUAAAUGAGUCGGGCUAGUAUUAUCUGUUGUAUUCCCUGUUAUUUUGUGUAAUGAUGUACAUAACACUUAUGAAAUUAAUAUAAUAAAUCUUUUUUGAAUGACUCCGUGUGUGCUUUGAAGUUAAUUUGGUGGUUGGACUGUUGUUGGGCUGUUUCGAGUUUUCUGCAGUGCUUAAAGUUGACGGAACUCCCAGAAUAUGGUGGUGGUACGUGGUGGGGAGUGGCGGAGUUGGUGGUCGACGGUGGUGGGGUAGGGCUGUGGAGCUGGCUGUUGUGGUGGCUGUUGGAGGACUGCAGCAUGCAAGCUGUUUGCUGAAGCUUGUUUUCUGCCUGGAUGCUGGUUGCUGUUUCCAGCAGAAAAGCGCUGACUCAGACAGCGCUUUAUGUUCAAGCAUAAAGCGCUGUCUGAGACAGCGUUUUAUGUUCAAGCAUAAAGCGUUGUCUGAGUCAGCGCUUUAUGUUGAACAUAUAAAAUAGUUGUAGUUGAAUUUUUUUUUAAAAAAAAAACCAGGGGUAAAACGCUGUCCGAGACAGCGAUUUACCCUGGAAGCUU